ACCUGCACAGUGGGAGGCAGGGACCCCCGCCAGACGCUCGGGUCGUGCGCGCCGCUCUGACCUCUGCCCGCCCGGGAAACUAACAAAGGCGGUGCGCCAGCCCAGAGCCCGAGAGCGGCGAGCGGCGGCCGCGGGGCGGGCGAGCUUGGGCCGGGCCGGGCGAGCGCCGGGCGGGGGCUGCUCCGGAGUCGGGAGCAGCGGCGCCGGAGGACGCGGAUCUCUCGCCGCGCGCGCCGCUCGGACGCCGCCGGCACCAUGGGCUGCUGCACCGGGCGCUGCUCGCUCAUCUGCCUCUGCGCGCUGCAGCUGCUCUCAGCAUUAGAGAGGCAGAUCUUUGACUUCCUCGGCUUCCAGUGGGCGCCUAUUCUUGGAAACUUCCUACAUAUAAUAGUCGUCAUAUUGGGUUUGUUUGGAACCAUUCAGUACAGACCUCGAUAUAUCGUGGUGUAUACAGUAUGGACUGCCCUCUGGGUCACCUGGAAUGUGUUCAUUAUCUGCUUUUAUUUGGAAGUAGGUGGGCUCUCUAAGGAUACAGACCUAAUGACAUUCAACAUCUCUGUACACCGGUCCUGGUGGCGGGAACAUGGACCUGGUUGUGUCCGAAGAGUGCUGCCCCCGUCAGCCCACGGCAUGAUGGACGAUUACACGUACGUCUCCGUCACAGGCUGCAUCGUCGACUUCCAGUACCUGGAGGUCAUCCACAGCGCCAUCCAAAUACUGCUCUCUUUGGUUGGUUUUGUGUGUGCCUGUUAUGUGAUCAGUGUUUUCAUGGAAGAGGAGGACACGUUUGAUUUCAUAGGUGGACUUGAUGCACACUCCUACCACCAGGAUCAUGUUGAACUAAAGCCUGUUAAUCUGUCGAAAUAAGUAAUGACAUUGACUCUGAAAUGCAGCUGCUGAACUUGACUUGGGAAGCAAAGC
Diceros bicornis minor is the source of this 921-nucleotide messenger RNA. It is a transcript of the gene NKAIN3, whose product is annotated as sodium/potassium transporting ATPase interacting 3. The transcript is spliced from 7 exons. The record is from RefSeq and is a predicted model, not a curated record. NCBI's taxonomy places the organism in Eukaryota, Metazoa, Chordata, Mammalia, Perissodactyla, Rhinocerotidae. Gene Ontology annotation, biological process: regulation of sodium ion transport. The coding region runs from base 256 to 867 and encodes 203 amino acids.